Tarenaya hassleriana is the source of this 2347-nucleotide messenger RNA. RefSeq lists its product as uncharacterized. Gene Ontology annotation, biological process: defense response. The transcript has a single exon. The coding region runs from base 456 to 2198 and encodes 580 amino acids. The record is from RefSeq and is a predicted model, not a curated record. Lineage: Eukaryota; Viridiplantae; Streptophyta; Magnoliopsida; Brassicales; Cleomaceae.
CCAUCCUAUAACCGCACCACACAUGGGGGAGACGCUCGAAUUGAUAUAGAAAACCCUAAACCCUAAUUCAGACACCCUAAACAUAGAAAACUACUGCAUGAAACACCACAUGACCCCUAAAAGGACUUUGCUGUCUGUCUAAUCUCUAAGAAUUGCCAUAUGCACAGAAAAACCCCCAAAAAAAAAAAAAAAAGGGGACCAAAUAUGGAACUGAAGAUUCAACGUUUCCAUGCGCCAAAAAAAAAAAAAACGAAACAAUGGUGGAUACCUCCUCCUGCGCUUUCGGUGUUUGCCAAUAGUCGUACCUCUCUCCCUUCAAUCUCCCCCUCGGUCUUUGCAUCGUCUCUCCUCCUCAGGGGGCGAUGAUCUGAUCGUUGAAUUCUUCUUUCAUCUUCUCAAAAAAGCCGAAAAAAAAAUUUGAAAUCAUCAAAUGUGAAUGAUCUCAGCCCUAGAAAAUGUCCAUGUUUCCGUCGUUUCAAUUGCUGGAGCUCAACAUUAUCUCCGCACAAGACUUGGCCCAUGUUUCACGUAAAAUGAAGACGUAUGCCAUCGCCUGGGUCCACUCAGAACGCAAACUCACCACCCGGGUCGAUUACUCCGGCGGAUCCAACCCCACCUGGAACGACAAAUUCGUCUUCCGGGUCAACGACGAGUUCCUCUACGCCGACACCUCCGCCGUCAUGAUCGAAAUCUACGCCCUGCAUUGGUUCCGUGACGUUCAUGUCGGAACGGUUCGUGUCCUGAUCAGUAACCUCAUCCCGCCCUCUCAUCGGCCUGGAUUCCGGACCGGUAACAACGAGUAUCGCCGCUCGACACUGCCUCCGGGGAUGAGAUUCGUGGCGCUUCAGGUCCGGCGAACUUCCGGCCGGCCUCAGGGGAUUCUGAACAUCGGAGUUGGGUUGCUCGACGGGUCGAUGAGAAGCAUGCCGCUUUACACGCACAUGGAUUCGUCGGCUGUGGGCUAUAGGGAUUUGCUCGGAGAAGAGGACCCCCAUUUGCAGCAUCUGAAUCUGAAUAGCAACAAAGGCAGUUCGAGGAAUCCGCAGUCGCCGGCGUCGAGACAAUACCAGUCGGUGGUUUCCAAGCCGGAGCUCCGGCGAACGAAGAGCGAUACGAGUUCCAUGGUCGUCUCGGAUCUCCUCAGCAGAGCGGAACGGAGCCGUGCGGCGAACAAGCAGCCGGCGAGUGUGUUGGCGAGCAGCGACUCAGGGACUAUACCCACGACGUCCGGACACGACACGACUUCCUCGUCGGAAUCCGAAGCCAUGAAAACGGUAGAGCAUCCGUCUUCGAGCAAAAAGCCCAAAAUAUCCAGGAAGAGAUACGAUUCGAUCGAGUCGGAUGUUAUCGAUCCACCGAUGAAGGAGAGCCCAUAUCUGCCGCCGCCGAUAAGGGACAAGCCCGACGUCCAGCCGUACGGAUUGUACAAUCCGACACGCAAAACGCCGAUGCGGGAGAACCAGAGACCGGUGAAGGAUUACGGACGCAGCGGCGCGUCGCCGUACUUGUCGAGGAACGGAACGCCGUUGAGAUCAAACAUCGUCGGAUCUACUCCGAUCAGAUCUAACAUGGUCGGAUCCACUCCAAUGCGAUCGAUCGGCGUUGGAUCGACCCCGAUGCGGUCUAAUAUCAUCGCAUCGACACCGAUGCGGUCCAACAUCAUCGGAUCUACGCCGUUGCGAUCCACCUACAUGGCUACACCGAUGAGAUCCAACUUCGGCACUCCGAUGAGAUCCAACUUGGCCGGACGGCCGAUCUUAACCGAAUCAGAGCUAGGUCCAUCGCCGUCGGAGGUGGCGGAGAAGAUGGCGAAGGAGAGAUCGAGCCCAAACGACACCGAGAGCUCGAUCCUCAGCGAAUGGAGCAUCGAAGACAAUAGCAUCGAAGGACUGCGGUCGAAGCUCGAGCGAUGGCGAACGGAGUUGCCGCCAUUGUACGACCUCGGGUCAAGCCACUUAAGCAGCGAAAUGGACGAAGACGCCGCCGCCGGGGGGAAAAGUUCCAGGACGAGAAAGACUCCGGCGACGAAGACGCAUAGUCGCCGUCACACCGACGGAGGAAACGGUCUGUUUUCGUGCUUCAGCAACAUCUGCGGCGUCGAGUGUACCUUCGUCUGCGGCGGGUCGGAUCCUGACGGGUCGAAGAAGACGAAGGAGAAGGGCGGGAGUGGGCGCGCUGAAAAUUUGAGCUAUAUGUGAUUUUACAUUUUAUAUUUUUUUUGGACCGACAAUAUUCUCUUUUCUUAUCUUUAUACCGAAGAUGACGCAAUUGUGGAUACUGUAUUUUUCUAUAAAUAUACAUGAUUAAUUGUACUUAAUUACCAAUCCUAUAUUAUUUUCCUCGGAUU